This is a messenger RNA of Jaminaea rosea, 1857 nucleotides long. RefSeq names its product alpha/beta-hydrolase. Gene Ontology annotation, biological process: apoptotic process; proteolysis. The record is from RefSeq and is a predicted model, not a curated record. The transcript has a single exon. Lineage: Eukaryota; Fungi; Basidiomycota; Exobasidiomycetes; Microstromatales. Gene Ontology annotation, cellular component: trans-Golgi network. The annotation marks the transcript as partial. Gene Ontology annotation, molecular function: serine-type carboxypeptidase activity.
AUACCGUCCGCGGCAGACUUCUUCGUCCAUAGCAUCCCCUCGCUGGCCAACUCGUCCUCCCUGCUCACCUACGCAGGCUAUCUCCCCGCUCGACCCGAUGCCAAAGACGAUGCCCACCUCUACUUCUUCCUCGAAAAGGCACGUCAUCUCGGUGCGGGCAAAAAGAGGCGACUAAUGCUUUGGUUGAACGGCGGGCCUGGUUGCUCGUCCUUUGACGGCUUGAUGAUGGAGAUCGGCUCAUUUCGACCCAGCAUGACAAUCAAGGAACGCCUCGAGUGGACCGUACCCGGCGGAGCAUGGAACGAGUACACCGACGUCCUCUUCCUCGACCAGCCCGUGGGGACAGGAUUCUCUUACACCAGCACGGAUGGAUACGCCCACAGUCUCGGCUCAGCAGCAAAGGACGUCGUCCAUUUCCUCAAGCAGUUCGUUGCAGUCUUCCCCGAGUAUGGCGCCGACGCUGGCUGCGACUUUUUCAUCGCCGGGGAAAGCUACGCGGGGCAGUACAUCCCCUACACGGCCGACGCCCUCUUGGCAGACCCCAAGAACCCGCUCGCACUUCAAGGCAUUGCGAUAGGCAAUGGAGCCAUUGACCCUCGCUCCCAGGCAGGUUCAGAGCUGGACAUGAUGAUCGAGAGCGGCGUGUGGAAAAAGGGUGGGCGCGAAUACAACGAGAUGAAACCAAAGAACGACGUUUGCGAGGCAGAGAAGCGAAAGCUCAAGGAGGGAGAGCACCCGCAAGAGAUUGACGGCUGCGAAGGUCUACUACAGGACAUCAUCGAGCUCACCUAUCAACCUGCAUCGCCUUCCUCCUCCUCCUCCUCAUCACCGGGUCGAUGCAUAAACAUCUACGACACCCGUCUAAGCGACACCCAUCCCGCCUGCGGCAUGAAUUGGCCACCCACCCUCGCCCCCACCUAUACCUACCUGGCCAAACCAGAGGUACGCAACGCAUUCCACGUAUCGGCAACACACCACCCGGAAGCAUGGAUCGAGUGCUCCUCUCGCGUCUCUGCAGGGCUAAGCGACAAGUCUUCGCCAGCGAGCGUUACGCUGCUACCUGGGCUACUGGAGCGAGGGAUCAAAGUCCUCUUGUUCGCAGGCGACCAGGACUUGAUCUGCAAUUGGAUCGGCGUAGAACGCGUGGUACAGAACCUCCACUGGUCCGGGACCACAGGGUGGGGCUCUUCGCCCCCACCCAAGCGAAGCUGGACAGUCAAUGGCACUUCAGCCGGCUGGUGGCAGGAAACGCGCAACCUCACCUUCGUCUCCGUAGCCGGUGCGAGCCACAUGGUCGGCUUCGACAAGCCCCUCGAGUCGGCAGAUAUGAUCCUCCGCUGGAUGUCUGCGCCAGGGGAUCAGGACCUCGUGCGCGGUGCGGCUGGACCUAGCGCUUUGAUCCCUAGCACGCUAGAGGGGGAGAGGGAACGACUCGUCCUCAGCCCGGCGCCGCCGCCUAGCGCUGCAGGCGGGGUGGGGGAGGUAUCGCCCGGUCAGCAAGGCAAGGAAGGGAUGAUCGUGGGCGCAGAUGGGAAGAGUGAGGCACAGGUAGCCGAAGAGGCUAAGUGGGCCGCGUACUAUAAUGCGGGGAGUGCGGCUCUCGUUUUCCUUAUCCUGCUCGUGGGGUUCGGGACUUGCUUCCUCUUGAGGGGCAGGAGGCGGAUGAUGCAGAGGGGGUUGCAUUUAGGCGGGGUCACAGGUGCGGGCACGGGCGCGGGCGCGGGUGCGAAGGGUGGGUCAUUUGCGCUCAAUGGUGGUGGAGGGGAGGGGUCCUUGGAUGAGCAGCAUGAGUUGAGCCAUCUCGUCGCCAAUCAGGAGAGACUGAGCGAAGACGACGACGACGAUGAGCAGGAGACG